GCUGCCAGCCAGAGAGCGCGUGAACAGCAGCUCACGAGUGCGCCUUCAUUCACUCUAGUGCUGAGCGGAGAGCAGCAGUCAUGGCAACUACAACAGCAGAAGCAGAGACUCGCCAGAGGCUACUGCGAAACGUCAAGAAGGAGGUUAAGCAGAUCAUGGAGGAAGCAGUCACAAGGAAGUUUGUGCAUGAAGACAGCAGCCAUAUUGUAUCAUUUUGUGCUGCUGUUGAAGCGUGCGUGCUUCACGGUUUGAAGAGGAGGGCCGCUGGGUUCCUGCGAAGCAACAAGAUAGCAGCGCUCUUCACUAAAGUGGCCAAGAGUUUCCCUCCAGCUGAGGAGCUUUGCAGGAAAGCCCAAGAGCUGGAGUUGAUGUUUGAAAACAGGCGAAGCCAGUCCCUGUCAUACAGUGAGAGUACCCGUAAGAUGUCCAAGUCCCCAAACCUUACUCCUCAGUCUAUCAGACAUGUGUGGAUUCACACUGCACUCAUCUUGAAGGUGCUUGACAAGAUUGUGCUCUACUUGGUGGAAAACAGCAGUAAGUUUUAUGAGAAGGAAGCUAUCCUAAUGGACCCUGUGGAUGGACCUAUCCUCGCCUCUUUGUUAGUGGGUCCUUGUGCAUUGGAGUAUACUAAAAUGAAGACGGCUGAUCAUUUCUGGACAGACCCUUCAGCUGAUGAGUUGGUUCAAAGGCAUCGUAUUCACAGCGGCCACUGCAGACAAGACUCUCCUAUUAAAAGACCUGCCCUCUGUAUUCAGAAGAGACACUCCAGUAGUAGUAUGGAUGAAAGACCCUCUCCGUCCCCAUCUGCUCGGGAUUAUGUGGAAUCUCUUCAUCAGAAUUCCAGAGCGACCCUCCUGUUUGGGAAAAACAAUGUGCUGGUGCAGCCGAGGGACGAUAUGAAGGCAAUCCCAGGAUACCUUUCUCUACACCAGACGGCUGACAGCAUGACUUUGAAAUGGACGCCAAAUCAGCUAAUGAACGGCUCCGUGGGAGAUCUCGACUAUGAGAGAAGUGUGUUCUGGGACUAUGCCAUGACUAUUCAUUUGGAGGAAAUUGUGUACCUGCACUGUCACCAGCAGGUGGACUGUGGUGGGACAGCGGUUCUGGUUAGUCAAGAUGGGAUCCAGAGACCUCCAUUUCGUUUUCCUCGUGGUGGCCACCUCCUUCAGUUCCUCUCCUGUCUGGAAAAUGGUCUGCUUCCUCAUGGCCAGUUGGACCCUCCACUUUGGUCCCAAAGAGGAAAGGGCAAAGUAUUUCCUAAACUAAAGAAGAGAUGUACACAGGGAUCUCCAGAUUCUGCAUCAGACAAAGAAGAGGAAGAGGCAACGGAUUAUGUCUUCCGCAUUGUGUUCCCAAACAGCCAAUCAGAAUUUGUGGCACCGGAAUUGAUAGAUCAGGGAGCAAACAUGUGGCAUCCCACACCAAGGAAAUCAUCGUGUUCUUCCUGCUCGCAAAGUAGUUUUUCUGAUGGAGGACCACCCAAUGGCUGCAACCAUGAAAGAGCCCCUCUGAAGUUGCUAUGCGACAACAUGAAGUCCCAAAUCAUCUCCCGGGCUUUCUAUGGAUGGCUGGCGUACUGUCGUCACCUGUCCACGGUACGCACUCACCUGUCUGGCCUUGUCAAUCACACGAUUGUGGAGCCAAAUGUACCCAAUGAUGCUUACGAAGGGCUUACGACUGAAGUUUGGCUGAAGUUCCUGCAAGACUGCAGGACCUGUGAGGAGACGGAGAUUCUACGCCUUGUUUAUUUCGGUGGAGUUGAACCCUCUUUACGCAAGGAGGUCUGGCCCUUCCUGCUGGGUCAUUACCAAUUUGGGAUGUCUGAGGCAGAGAGGAAAGAGGUGGAUGAGCAGAUGCGAGCGUGCUACGAGCAGACCAUGAGCGAGUGGCUGGGGUGUGAGGCCAUUGUUAGGCAAAGAGAGAAAGAACAGCACGCCGUGGCUUUAGCCAAGUGUUCCUCUGGUGCAAGUAUGGACAGCACCACACACAGAAUAAUGCACAGAGACUCCACUAUCAGUAAUGAGUCCUCACAGAGCUGCAGUUCAGGCAGACAAAGAGACUCCAGGUUGCAGAGUGACUCCAGCAGCAGCACUCAGUUCUUCACUUCCCAAAACCCCUUUCCCUGGAGUAGUCUGCUUCCCUUUGGCUUGAUCUUUCAGGUCUUUGAGUCUGUCGAAGAGGUCGACCAGAUCGAAACGGAGCCCAAGAGCGAUAGCGUCAAACAAGUACCGAAAUUCUCAAAUGAAUUCCAGAAUAUCACCAGUUCUCCAGACUCUGGUCACCCCUCUUCCAGAAACUUCUCAGUUACGUCUGGUCAGUCAGACUCCUUGAGCACAGAGGACAGUGGGAUACACGAUCCAAACCUCAAAGCCUUCCGGCCGCCACUUCAGAGCCCAACCAUCCCCAGUCAGGCUGAAGAUCAAAAUAACGUGACCAAAAUGGAAGUAGGUGGCUCCCUUGAGAGAACUUUGACAACAGAAAAUGAAACACAGCAAGCAACAGAGCCAAAGAUAGAUGAGAAUCAGGUAGGAGUUGAAAGCCAGACAAUACAGAAGACUGUGAAAACCAAGGAAGCCUCAGGUAGUAUAAAAGCUGAUUUAUUAAAGAAAUCAGAAUGUCCAAAAAGCUUUACUGCAGAACAGACAAAUGAGAAGGUUGUGAAAAAUAUGACCAGAAACAAAGACAUGCAGAGAAAUGCCCCAAGGGUGGAAGAGACCAUCGUCCCACUGGUACAUGAAGCUUUCAGCACGAGCGAGAUGAGCGAUGCUCAAGCCGCAGCCGAGUCGGAUGAAUCUCCCACUGCCAUCGAAAUGGAGGAUAUUCCUCAAGCCAAGGUUUGCAUGGUCUGGGACAGGAAGAGCAAGACCAAUGAGCAGACUGCGGUGCCAUUACUGGAGCUUAGGCUGGAGGAAGUUCAUGGUAAGGUUGGCCCUGAAGAUCCAGACUCUAUCCUGUCUGAAGAACCAGUGAUGGAGAAUCUCUGUCCACAGUUUGAUUCGCUCGCAGUGAACGCAGAAAAGAUGGAAGUUACAUCUCCGGUUUCCUCAGUAGGGACCACAUAUUCUCAAGAGCUUUUGGACAUGUACACUCUAAACCUGCAUCGAAUAGAUAAAGAUGUUCAGCGCUGUGACCGAAAUUACUGCUACUUCACACCUGCUAACUUGGAGAAACUGCGCAACAUCAUGUGCAGUUAUAUAUGGCAGCACCUUGAAAUUGGAUACGUCCAGGGCAUGUGUGACCUUCUAGCUCCCUUGCUUGUUAUUCUAGAUGAUGAGGCAAUGGCCUUUAGUUGUUUCACUGAACUCAUGAAAAGGAUGAAUCAAAACUUUCCCCAUGGAGGUGCCAUGGACACCCACUUUGCCAACAUGAGAUCCCUCAUCCAGAUUUUAGAUGCAGAGAUGUUUGAGUUAAUGCAUCAGAAUGGAGACUACACACACUUCUACUUCUGCUAUCGCUGGUUCCUCCUCGAUUUUAAAAGAGAGUUGGUGUAUGAUGAUGUGUUUGCGGUUUGGGAAGUCAUCUGGGCUGCUAAAUGUGUCUCUUCCGACCAUUUUGUGCUCUUCAUCGCGCUUGCAUUGGUGGAGAUAUACAGAGACAUCAUUCUAGAAAACAACAUGGACUUCACAGACAUAAUAAAGUUUUUCAAUGAAAUGGCAGAGCAUCACAACAUCAAACAGAUUCUGACGUUAGCACGAGACCUGGUGUGCAAAGUACAGACACUUAUAGAAAACAAGUAAUUACAAAAAACUCUCACCUCUACUCUCACUAAUAUCCCAUCAGCCCAUGCAAAAAAAAAACAA
Molecule: messenger RNA, 3800 nt
Organism: Paramisgurnus dabryanus
Lineage: Eukaryota; Metazoa; Chordata; Actinopteri; Cypriniformes; Cobitidae
Gene: sgsm1a
Product: small G protein signaling modulator 1a
Biological process (GO): activation of GTPase activity
Molecular function (GO): GTPase activator activity
Source: RefSeq, a predicted model, not a curated record